UGGGGAGCGUCACGUUUACUGCUGAGAUAACAAUAACUAACGGGACAGACUCACAGACCAGGAAUUAUACUGCGUCUACCUUGCAAAUUCUUUACGAGGCCGUCCUUACAAUUUAUAACCAAACAUCCAAUGCUUCUAGUUUCACCGUAAAUAAUAGAAAAAUUACCAACCUCUGUGAUUUGAAGAAUGUUAUUGGAGUCUGUGGCUCCGGACAUGUCUGUGAGAUGUCCAAUGGCACAGCAGAGUGCAAGCCCGUACAAGCAGAUACAACCUCCACGGACUACAAGUUGGUGAUCGGGCUUGCAGUGGGCAUUCCUCUCUUCUUCAUCGCUGCCUUUGUCAUCGCCGUCUUGGUCUACAUCCGCUUCAAGAGAAAGGCCAGAAAUGCAAAAUAUUCUAUGGAUGACAGCCAAAGCGACUUCUCCAAAAUAUUCAGACGUCUGCCCCUGUAUGGAACCCCUCGUCCUCUUAGCUACAGACCUGACAGCUACUUUGACUCUGGCGAUGACGACAGCAGACACCACUACAACGCCACCCUCGACAGCAACAUCACAUCUCCCUGGGCUACAGACAAACUGAAGGGGACCAGAGGACUAGACGUCCAGGAACCUGCCAGUUUUUCGUGGGACCAUUUCUACCAGAAUGUUCCCGAGGGCGAGUUCCAUAUCAAACGAGCAAGGGUAUCUGUGGUUCCAACUCCUACAUUUCAGAUCUCACGCGAAUCACAAGAGUUUGACGCAUGAGUGGUUAUCUGGUUCAAUGGUUCAUAAAGCUGACUACGUUCAAAACCCAAAUUAAAACAAUAAGCUUAUUUGUACAAACGCAACCGUAAAGCAAGUUUACACAGUUUUUUUUUUCUCGGCAUGGCAUUCAUAUGUGGACGCUUUUUCUUUGCAUGGAACUGAUUUAU
Molecule: messenger RNA, 910 nt
Organism: Pomacea canaliculata
Lineage: Eukaryota; Metazoa; Mollusca; Gastropoda; Architaenioglossa; Ampullariidae
Exons: 8
Coding region: 225-743 (172 amino acids)
Source: RefSeq, a predicted model, not a curated record